CCGCAUUGUGCAAAUCUUCAUCAGCCCCGCCAUUUACCAUUUAUUCACAAAUCCAUUCAUCUAGAUAUCCUCUCAAAAAUGCAGUCUACUCUUGCACUGAUGAUUUUCUUUCUUGUCCGUUCUGCGGUGGGAACUCCCGUCAUACCCGUUCCCGGUGGUGCACUAGCCGAAGACGAAUAUAUGUCAUUCACGUCGAUACCGGUGCCGCAUAUUCCUACAGAUAUACCGAAUGUCGGUUCGUGUAGUCCCCCUCCGUGUAAACCAUGGCCAUUUGGAUAUGAGGAGGCGUAGUGGUGUGGCGAUGCAAAGGAGGGCGGAAGGCUUCAAGGAUUUACGCAGAGCGUAGUGCGCGCAAGGAGG
This is a messenger RNA of Lindgomyces ingoldianus, 360 nucleotides long. RefSeq lists its product as uncharacterized. The transcript has 3 exons. The record is from RefSeq and is a predicted model, not a curated record. Bases 79 to 291 code for a protein of 70 amino acids. NCBI's taxonomy places the organism in Eukaryota, Fungi, Ascomycota, Dothideomycetes, Pleosporales, Lindgomycetaceae.